CCCUUCGAAGGACCCGUUGAACACACCUUGAACCCCACGCCAGAGCGCAGUUCACAGCGCCGCCCGGAACUGCAGCUACGCGACGCGAGCCAAGGCCAGGGGUCGCGCAUCUUCGCCGGACUGAGCAGCCCGGCGCGAGCGAUAACAAACAGUUGGGGCAGUGAGCGCCCCCCGCCCCGGCUCUGAGAGCACGCCGGCCCCGGGCCCCACGCGGGGCGCCCGUCCGCCCACCAUGAGGAAGAUCCGAGCCAAUGCCAUCGCCAUCCUGACCGUAGCCUGGAUCCUGGGCACUUUCUACUACUUAUGGCAGGACAACCGAGCCCAUGCAGCAUCCUCCGGCGGCCGCGGCGCGCAGAGGGCCGGCGGGAGACCGGAGCAGCUCCGGGAGGACCGCACCAUCCCGCUCAUUGUGACAGGAACACCCUCCAAAGGCUUUGAUGAGAAGGCGUACCUGUCAGCCAAGCAGCUGAAGCCUGGAGAGGACCCAUACAGACAGCAUGCUUUCAACCAGCUGGAGAGUGACAAGCUGAGCCCGGACCGACCCAUCCGGGACACCCGCCACUACAGCUGCCCCUCCUUGUCCUAUUCUUCGGACCUGCCGCCCACCAGUGUCAUCAUCACCUUCCACAACGAGGCUCGCUCCACCCUCCUGCGCACCGUGAAGAGUGUUCUGAACCGCACUCCUGCAAGCUUGAUCCAGGAGAUCAUUCUGGUGGACGACUUCAGUUCCGACCCUGAAGACUGCUUGCUUCUGACUAGGAUCCCCAAGGUCAAGUGCCUUCGAAAUGACAGGCGGGAAGGACUGAUCCGCUCCCGGGUUCGCGGGGCAGAUGUGGCGGGAGCCACGGUUCUCACCUUUCUCGAUAGCCACUGCGAGGUGAACGUGGAGUGGCUGCAGCCCAUGCUGCAGCGGGUGAUGGAGGACCACACCCGGGUGGUGAGCCCCAUCAUUGAUGUCAUCAGCCUGGACAAUUUCGCCUACCUCGCAGCAUCUGCGGAUCUCCGAGGAGGAUUCGACUGGAGUCUGCAUUUCAAGUGGGAACAGAUCCCCCUGGAGCAGAAGAUGACCCGGACAGAUCCCACCAAACCCAUCAGGACACCUGUUAUAGCUGGAGGAAUCUUCGUGAUUGACAAGUCCUGGUUUAAUCACUUGGGGAAGUAUGACGCCCAGAUGGACAUCUGGGGAGGAGAGAAUUUCGAACUCUCCUUCAGGGUAUGGAUGUGCGGUGGCAGCUUGGAGAUUGUACCCUGCAGCCGGGUGGGCCAUGUCUUCAGGAAGCGGCACCCCUACAAUUUCCCCGAGGGCAAUGCCCUCACCUAUAUCAGGAAUACAAAGCGUACCGCAGAGGUAUGGAUGGAUGAAUACAAGCAAUACUACUAUGAGGCCCGGCCCUCAGCCAUUGGGAAGGCCUUCGGCAGUGUGGCCACACGGAUCGAGCAGAGGAAGAAGAUGGACUGCAAGUCCUUCCGCUGGUACCUGGAGAAUGUCUAUCCUGAGCUCACGGUCCCAGCGAAGGAAGUGCUCCCUGGCGUCAUUAAACAAGGCAUCAACUGCUUAGAGUCCCAGGGCCCAAACACAGCAGGUGAUCUCCUGCUUGGAAUGGGGAUCUGCAGAGGGUCGGCUAAGAGCCCUCCACCAGCUCAGGCAUGGCUGUUCAGCGACCACCUCAUCCAGCAGCAAGGGAAAUGCCUGGCUGCCACCUCCACCUUAAUGUCCUCCCCUGGAUCCCCAGUAAUACUGCAAGCGUGCAGCCCUAAAGAAGGCAAACAGAAAUGGAGAAGGAAAGGCUCUUUCAUCCAGCAUUCCGUCAGCGGCCUCUGCCUGGAGACAAAGCCUGCCCAGCUGGUGACCAGCAAGUGUCAGGCAGAUGCCCAGGCCCAGCAAUGGGAACUGCUGCCACACACAUGACGGUGGCCCCCAGCCUCCUGGACCUUCUGCAUGAGACUUGGGGACUGGAAGGGGUUAGGGUGGGGGAGUGUCACUCGGGCUGUUUCCCAUCUCUUCACAUUUCUACUGGAUCAUCGGUACACACCCCUACUGCGCGCGCGCGUUUCUCCCAAGCUCGUUCAGGGAGGGUGUGGGGGCAUGCUCCAUGCCCUCUGUGCCACCCCAGUCUUGCUCCGGGAGCGGAGAUGGUUAGUGUGCAGCUGUCCUGGCCAGAGACUCGGCAGUUGCUCCUGGCCCUUCGUCUUGGCCCUUUGGGGGCCCCAGACAGUGGUGUGUGGACCUUCCCCUUGUUGCCUGGUAGGGACAAGGAUGGAAAGCCUACCGAGGGGCCAGGUUGGGUCACAGGGCUAGCCUGAGGUCAACACAAGAGGACGGGGGGCAGCGUGUGUGUGAAGAGGCUGAAGGC
Messenger RNA from Peromyscus maniculatus bairdii (prairie deer mouse), 2354 nucleotides. It is a transcript of the gene Galnt16, whose product is annotated as polypeptide N-acetylgalactosaminyltransferase 16. Gene Ontology annotation, molecular function: polypeptide N-acetylgalactosaminyltransferase activity. Gene Ontology annotation, biological process: protein O-linked glycosylation. Gene Ontology annotation, cellular component: Golgi apparatus. The record is from RefSeq and is a predicted model, not a curated record. NCBI's taxonomy places the organism in Eukaryota, Metazoa, Chordata, Mammalia, Rodentia, Cricetidae.